This is a messenger RNA of Penaeus indicus, 753 nucleotides long. Its product is annotated as soluble scavenger receptor cysteine-rich domain-containing protein SSC5D-like. The record is from RefSeq and is a predicted model, not a curated record. Lineage: Eukaryota; Metazoa; Arthropoda; Malacostraca; Decapoda; Penaeidae. The transcript has 2 exons. The coding region runs from base 1 to 753 and encodes 250 amino acids.
AUGUCUACGCCCACGCCCACAUCCAUGCCCACGCCCACACCCACGCCCAGGCCCACGUCCAUGCCCACGCCCACGCCCACACCCACGCCCACACCUCAUCCACACCCACGUCCAUGCCCAUGCCCACGCCCACAUCCACGCCCAUCUCAAGACCUUAAGAGUCCAGGGAAACGGAAACCAUUGCAACGGCGCUCAGACAAACAAUUCACUAUCACAGGUCUCAGUAUCUCACCGGACCACCACAGUCACCACACAACAGUUCACUGCCUCAUCACAGCGCUUAAAAUCUCACCGACCAUCGCAGUCAUCACGCAGUCAUCACCACACAAUAAUUCACUACCUCACCACAGUUCCCAAUACCACAGUCAUCACACAAUCACCACACAACAGUUCACCACCUCACCACAGCUCUCUGUAUCUCCCCGAACCACCGCAGUCCUCACGCAGUCAUCACACAGUAAUUCACCACCACACCACAUCUCUCAGUAUCUCACCGAACCGCCUCAGUCAUCACACAAUCACCACACAACAGUUCACCACCACACCACAGCUCUCAAUAUUCCACGAGACCACCGCAGUCAUCACACAAUCACCACACAACAGUUCACUUCCACACCACAGCUCCCAAUAUCCCUCCGAACCACCGCAGUCAUCACACGACCACCACACAAUCGCAGGUCUAAGAUCUAUCGCCGCACCGACAAAGGCACACCCAUUACUAUUAUUACCAUUACUAUGAACACAUUGAAGUAA